Ramularia collo-cygni is the source of this 1725-nucleotide messenger RNA. Its product is annotated as related to endo-beta-1,3-glucanase of the cell wall. The coding region runs from base 1 to 1725 and encodes 574 amino acids. The transcript has a single exon. Gene Ontology annotation, molecular function: 1,3-beta-glucanosyltransferase activity; glucan endo-1,3-beta-D-glucosidase activity. The record is from RefSeq and is a predicted model, not a curated record. Lineage: Eukaryota; Fungi; Ascomycota; Dothideomycetes; Mycosphaerellales; Mycosphaerellaceae. Gene Ontology annotation, biological process: cell wall organization; carbohydrate metabolic process. Gene Ontology annotation, cellular component: cell surface; extracellular region; fungal-type cell wall.
AUGAUGAGCAUGCCAUCACACGACGUUCAUCGACAAGGAAGUGCCCAAGCCUUACGAGACAUCGAUAAUCUUUACGGCUCUCGACUCCCGGAACCUCCGCCACCUCCUCCUCACCUGAGCAACCCCGCACCACCCGUCCACCAACAUUCAUAUUCAUCAUCGUCGUCUUUGGCUCCAUUGACGGCACAUCAAGCAAUCGGAUACUCCACGCCUCCACGAUCUCCUGGCCAUACUUCUCACUCAAACUCUGGCUACGGUCCUGCUGCAAGCAACACAGCACUCGCAGCUGGUUAUCAACAACACAUGUCGCGCGGCUCACACUAUGGCGACGCCUACGAUGACUUCGACCCCAGCAACAUAGCAGAUGAUGGAGAGGAUGACUUUGAGCAUGUUCCCCAGAACAGAAACGGUCGGCGUGCUCUGGGAGCAGGAGCCGGGGCAGCUACUGGCGCAGGCGCGGGUAUGCUUGGAACGAUGGGAAGUGGAUCCAGCGGCGGAAACUACGAUCCUGUAGGUCAGACUGAAAAGUCCGAGUGGCUCAGAAAACAGAGUACCAGGCAGAAACGACUGCGAUGGAUGAUUGGAGCACUCGUCCUCUUCUUGGUGGUUGGAGGAAUUGUUGGCGGUGUCGUUGGCGGCAUCCUGGCUAACAGAGGAGGCGGUGGUGGCAGCUCCCCUUCUGCACCUGGAUCAAGCUCCGGCGGAGAUCUCACCAUCAACAGCGCGGAGAUCAAGGCUCUGAUGAACAACAAGGACUUUCACAAAGUCUUUCCGGCAGUAGACUACACGCCGUUCCAUGCCCAGUACCCGGCGUGUGAUAUCAAGAAUGGUGGUCCCGAUCAGAACAAUGUGACCAUCGACAUUGCGCUGCUCUCGCAACUGGCACCCGCUGUGAGGUUAUACGGAACUGACUGCAACCAAACCGAGCUGGUCUUGGAGGCCAUCUCCCGGCUGGAGAUGCAAGACACUAUGAAGGUCUGGAUCGGCGUGUAUCUGGAUGGAAACUCAACUACAAACGACCGCCAGAUCGCACACAUGUGGGAUCUUCUCGACAACUAUCCCCACGACAGCUUUGCUGGGCUUAUUGUGGGAAAUGAAGUCCUCUACUCCAAGUACAUGACAGCUUCGGAGCUUGGAGAUACGCUAGAAGAGAUUCGCAAGAACGCGACGGCCAAGGGCAUCAACCUGCCAGUGGCCACGGCAGAUCUUGGCGACAAUUGGGACACUGCCUUGGCAGCAACCUCGGACAUUGUCAUGGCGAAUAUCCACCCGUUCUUCGCGGGAACGGUCGCAGAAGACUCCGCAAGCUGGGCGUAUACGUUCUGGCAAGGCAAAGAUGUGCCACUGAAGACUGCUGAAACGAACACUAUCGGAUCGGUCACAUAUCCCACUCAGAUCAUUGCCGAGAUCGGAUGGCCGACAGAGGGUGGCAACGAUUGUGGUGUUGCCACUGACGACGCUUUUGGGUGUAAAAGCGACACUGAUGGUGCCGUGGCCAGCAUCGACAAUUUGAACAUCUUCCUCGAUGAGUGGGUCUGUGGAGCAUUGAAUAACGGAACCACAUUCUUCUGGUUCUCCGCGUUUGAUGAGCCAUGGAAGCACCAGUUUGACACCGCGCACAACAAAUGGGAGCCUUUCUGGGGAUUGUUCGACGAGGACCGAAAUUUCAAAGACGGCGUCAAGAUUCCAGACUGCGGCGGCAAGACUGUCGACAAGCCGUACUGA